Messenger RNA from Bemisia tabaci, 4232 nucleotides. RefSeq names its product Pleckstrin homology and RUN domain containing M1. Lineage: Eukaryota; Metazoa; Arthropoda; Insecta; Hemiptera; Aleyrodidae. The record is from RefSeq and is a predicted model, not a curated record.
CACUGUUCAGCAUUACUGCUUCAGCUGCUUCAGCUGUCAGAUGUUAUUGUUGUGAAUUUCUUAUCAACCACAACCACAAUCAGUCGAGGAGAAUUAUGGAAAAGUAUCUCUUUAAUUUACACCUCCCUCGUUGUUCAUUAUUUUAAGACCCUAAACAAGUGACUAUUUUUUUUUUAUUGUUUUGUAUAUUUUCACUCGUCAAUCAGUGCUGUGAUUUCUUCUCUCCAUUCUUUGUUCCAGCAGUGUGUAGGUUAAAGGUUAAAAUUCAACAAAGAGAUAAUGAUUGAGAAUAUAUGAUUAUUUCUGCAUUCAAAUCCUCAAGGAAUCUCUACUUCCCCUUUUCUCACGGCAAUUGAUAAAAAUAAUCAAACAAUGACGUCUUUAUUUCGCAGUAUCAUGAAUACGAAAAAUCAAAGCCAUGCGGUAAAAAAGUCAAUAAUAGCGCAGGUUUCAAUUAGCAUCAAAGAGAUCCAAUUGGAGUAUGCAGAAAGUGACACAUCACUCGUCGCCAGCAAUGUGACUGAUGGACUUUGCACCGCUCUGGAAGCGAUAUUUAUUCAUGGCAUGAAAGAAACAUUUUUCAACAAAAUGUCAUUUGCAUUAUCAAACGAUUUGGAUUCUUUACCUCAGCCGAAUUUCUGGCCAGCGCUUCUAGUCUACUCCCACCGAGAAGUUAUCGAUCAGAUCAACAAGCUGAGUCAAGUUAAAACGGAUAUUGGACGAUGUCGAGCAUGGCUCAGGAUAGCUCUGAACGAGACGCUGACCUCAAGUUACCUAGCAACGAUGAAAAAGGACUCAAGAACUCUACGACACUACUACAAAACAUCAGCGUUUCUCCGAGAUCCUGAAUGCUUAAGUAUUGCUAUCACAAUGAUUGAAGGCAUAGAGGCCUGCCGUUUUGAACUAGCUUACAAUUCAAGUUUAUUGAAUGCUUGGACAGAUUCGCCUCUUAUGUUGGCUGGCUUGUGGACUCCAGCAAUGAAACCAACACCAGUAGGUGUGGCAACAGACGUUGCUCAAACGCUGAGCGCUGAGGAAAAAUUUGAUGACUCAGUCAGUUCAAUGAUGUCUGUCUCCUCAUUGCAAACCACCGGAUCUCUUAUCACCAUCGGAGUCAACGAAGAGGAGGCACUCCGAAUCAUUUUAAGUACUCCUACGCAUAAUUCUCCGUUUGAGUCAGCUCAGGAAUCAGAAUCCGAUGAAAAAACGGAAUUCAAUGAUCCUGUUCUUGAAUCCAAACUUAAUCAAGAAUACUCAAGUAGUCCUUCGAAUCCAGAGGUCAUAACCGCUGGCAGAACAGAUAAUAUCACCUCUGAAACAUCAGCCAAUCAAGAUUGUGCAACAGACGUUCAAAGUGAUUGUGAUCCCGUCCAAAAUGUCGGCCAAAGUAGCACAAAUGAGAGUUUCUACUUAUUGCUCAAAAGUUACAACAAUACAGAGGCGAACAACAGGACAAAGAAUGCUUUUGAGUCCAUGAAACCACGUGAUCUGCUGCAUAGUCUCAAGUCAAAAAAUAGUGAAAUCUCAGCGUGUUAUAAAAUAAUCUCUGAUAAUCUAGUCGAAAGUGGUAAUGAAGAUUACGAUGUGUUAGAAGAGACGAUGAAAAGUCCAUCCGAGGAAUCAAACGGGCUCAUAGAAUAUUUAUACAAAAUUCCAACUGAGCUAGGCUUGGACUAUCAAAACUACUUGUGCAAGAACUGCGCUCAGCUAGUUGGUAUUCAUUUCGAAAAAGCAAUUUAUUGUAACUACUUUGGCUGUUAUUACUGCCCUGACUGUCAUAAUGAAGAUUCAGCGGUGAUUCCUGCAAGGGUAAUUUUUAAUUGGGACUUCCAGUUCUAUCCUGUUUGUAGGAAAGCAGCAGAUUUUCUGACUGAUAUCCAACUUCAUCCAGUUUUCAACCUGAAAACGAUAAAUCCAAAACUGAUCUCAGCUGUUCCAGACUUGGACCGAGCCCAGCGACUGCGGCUGCAGUUACAUUACCUUGCAAAGUAUUUAAUCACUUGUCGAGAGUCCAUCUCCGAUCAGCUCCAGAAACUCAUCUGGCCGCGGGAAUAUCUGUACGAGCACAUGAAUAUUUACUCAAUGGCUGAUCUAUCUCAAAUCGCAAAUGGUGUUUUAAUUCCAUUUUUGCUGAAAAUCGUCUCGCUCGCCACAACUCAUGUUACGGACUGCUCUUUCUGUCACUCCAAAGGAUUUAUAUGUGAGAUAUGCAAAGAUCCAGAAAUAAUAUAUCCUUUUCAAUUAGAAACUGCGCAUCAGUGUUCGCAGUGCAACAGCGUUUAUCAUUCAAAAUGUUUCAAAGAUUCAAAAUCUUGUCCAAAAUGCAUCCGAAAACAGAGGUAUGAAGCGGCUAAAUUAUCAACCGAAGAAUCAAAGAAAGUUACGGUGAUACCGUUUGUAGGUCAAGAGGUAUGACAAGCAUAAUAUGAAUGACAGAAUAAUGACUCGCGUUAAAAUAUAACGCUCGCUCUUUCGAGGGAUGUUGUGAUUAUAUUUGAAUAAUUGCAAGCCUGUUUUAAACAUGGAGAGAAGUUGGCUAACAAAAAUGUAGGAGAUCAGGAGUGGUAAAAUAGUUGCCAAAGUUGGAAGUUAGAGGAAAAAAUCAACUAAUCGUAAGAAUUUACGACACGGCAUGGUUGAAUGCAAUUUCUCCUGAUCUUCCUUACUAGAAUGUUUUUUUUUUAUUGUGAGUAUAUCCAUAUGAAAUUAGAAAGCAACACUUAUUGGUCUAUUGUUGUAUAGAAUGUCUUAGGAUUAAUGCCUAAAAUUUCAGGUGCGAUUCCAGAGACCAAAAUGAGACUAUUUUUGUUCUUUGUACAUGAACUUUAAAAUCAAAUUCCUCCAGGCUACAGGGUACUGCGCUACAAGAUGAUAUUCAUUUUUUUUUUUUUAUCAUAAAUCCUCUUUUGGAUGGUUAGCCAUGCAGUUUGACGCUAGGCUAUAAUUUUUGUUGCCAGCGCAAAAUUUGGAAAAAAAAAACUUUUGAUGUAAGUAUCUCGAGGAUUCUUAAGAUAUUUCAACCUUUCAGUCGUCAAUUCUUGUUUCUUCCGAGAAAUUAUUUCCAAAGUAUUUAUCCCAUUAUUUUAUUUAUUUAUUUAUUUUUUUUUUGGAGAGGGUAUCAAAAAUUGCAGAAUUUUUCAAAAAUUUAUAACAUUCACGAUUAUGAUAAAUCGCAUAUUUUUCUUUUGCAACUUUGAAGAGGUUUGAUUUCGGAUCCUUUCACAGUUCAAGUCUUAUUUUGAUCUCUAUAACCACCCCUCAAAUUUUUUGGUGUCAACCGUGGGACGUUUUGUCUAUAUAACAUGAGAUUCAAAUUUUAUUUCAUCAAGGGAAAUACUCAAUUUCCUCUGUUAAGUUCUGAUCUGUUAAGUUCUGUUAAGUUCUUAGAAAAAUAACACAGAAUCGCAAGAGGUUACAUGGAAAAUUUUGCAACAUGGCAAAUGAAGAUCGGAGUCUUAUUAUCUCCUCCAAAAAUAUGUUAAUUGCCAAUCAUUAUCCUACUGCCACUGUUGCCUCCAUAUUCAGGCGUACAGUUCAACCUAAAUUUUAAUUUACAUCCCUGUUUUGCCGUUUUUAAUGAAAUUUUCUCUGUAUGUAACUGUUCCCCGGAAAACUGAUCUUAGUACUCUAUAGCAAAUUUUUCAAAGAAGAAUUUUGUUGAGUUGGAUGGAAAUUUAGAAUUUGGCUAUUAAUAGAAAACACUCUCAAAGAAAGAAUAAGCCUUGGUUCCUGUAGGCGCAAAAAAGCGUCUUAAUCUGAGAAUUUUAAGCCCUGGAUAUGGCCUAUUGAAAUUUCCAAUAGAGCUUCCUUGAAACUACAUUUAGAAAUGGAAAUUUCAAUUUUUAGACGUUUCCUGCCUCAAAAUGUCAGUAUAAUACUCCUCUACACAGUGUUAUCAAUAAUUCAACUUUAGUUUUUUCAACACAAAGGUCCUUUUUUCUAUGGAUGCUCACAUUUUAUUAUGUUUAAAGGUAAAGUGAAAAUUACCAUGAACUUGGCCAGCUCAUGAAACUUUAUACUCAUUAACUAACAUUUUAUGUUAAGACAUGCUCUUUCCAAUUUUGAAGAUCCAUGAGUGUGUCUGAAAAAAUAUCAGACAUGCAAUGAACCUGAAAGAAAUAUGGUAAGUCUGACGAAUUUUAAUAUCUGGUCUUAGUGCAGUCAGACUUGGAAUGUACAAGUUUCUCAUUGACUCAUUAUUAAGCAAACAUUUUCUCUUACUGUUCUCGAAA